This is a messenger RNA of Daldinia childiae, 17796 nucleotides long. RefSeq lists its product as uncharacterized. The record is from RefSeq and is a predicted model, not a curated record. The coding region runs from base 1 to 17796 and encodes 5931 amino acids. NCBI's taxonomy places the organism in Eukaryota, Fungi, Ascomycota, Sordariomycetes, Xylariales, Hypoxylaceae. The transcript is spliced from 4 exons.
AUGAUGACCCGAGAGCAUCAUCGCCGGCGGAGCCCCGAAUCCUCUCGCCGUCGGCGCAAAGAGCGGCGCGAUUCUAGAGAGCAACUUCGGAAUCAGCAAUUAGCACUACCUGCACCGCCUCCGGAAGAGGAAGAACGAAACGAACUCAUACACCUUCGAUCGCGUGCACCCUCGCCCCUUUCAUCGUCAUCCUCCACUUCUUCCUCCUUAUUAAAUAUCUCCCGUCCCUCUAGGAGAUUCGGGCUUGGCGCGUUUUUUGGUGGCGGUGGCGGUGGGCGGAAGCAACAUCGUGUAAAAAAGAAGCGUAGCCGUUUUCUUCGGUUCGGGAAUUCUUCCUCGUCAUCUGUAGGCUCGGAUCUUGCCUAUGGAAGAGGGUACGUCGAACGGCAGAGGAGUCGCGAAUUCAGCCCCCCUAGUAGUAGUGCUGGUAGGCCGCGUCCGAAACGUGAUCAGACGGAUGAAGAAAUACUUGAAUUAGGAAGACAGUUUGCCGAGAUUGCUAGACAACAAAAUGCCGAAGAUCUUAAAGCAGCUGGGAGGAGCCGGCCGUCGACAUUGGUUGGUGCUGCGGCGGCCCUGACUCAGUUUCGUCGAACAAAUAGCGGGAACUCGAACAGGGGGGUUGGAAGCUCUAAACCCCGCCGUGAUGAUUCUUCAGAUGACUCGGAGUGGGAGUCCGCUUCUGAAGACGAGUCAUCGUCCAGCGAGUUUGACUCUGGCCUUGCCUAUGGCUCCUCGGGACUUAGCCUGCCUAAUACUAUUAACCAGCCUAUUCCCCGUCAGAGUACCCCUAGCUCUUCACGUUCCCCCCGUCCCUCUCAAGUUUCAAUUUAUGGCCCCCCUCUCCGCCGUAAAUCUUCGGUGGUCGAUCCGAGCCUCUUCGGACCCGUAAAUUCGCUCCGAGGUUAUGUUGAGGCUCCUUGUGGGUUUGAAACGGUUGACCGAUCCACGGUUGUUGGAUCUCCGCGACCGUACGAACCUUCAAUAACUCCUACAAUAACUCCUAGUGAAGCUACACCUGAUAAUCGCCCGUUACAACUGGUAUAUCCAGCUCCAACAUCUGAUCCAAAACGCUUUGAUGUUUAUAAUGGCCCCGUCGUGUCUAGCCAACAGGACUUGUCUGCCCCGCCUCGACCUGCACCAGUACCCAUACAACAUCCAAGGCCCAUAGUGCAGGUGCCCAGGAGAGUUCUCGACUCAGUGGAAACGGGUUCUGGAUACUCAGAGCAUGUGUCAUCUAAAAAAGUGCCCGAAGAUACUGUUGUUGUACCAGGCUCUGAUCGUAAAGAUGACCACAACAAGCUCGAAGAGAAGCGUGAUCGUGACAAUGAGCGCCGGCCAAAGCGUUCAGACGCUGGCGUACAGGCUCGGAAGGGUGAAGAGCGUAAGAGUCAUGAUAACGUCCCUCCGGCUCGUAAUGAUCUCACUGAAGUACCUCGAGAAACGCGGUUUGGAAAUGGCCUAGAGUUUAAAAGAGAUUGGCAUUACCGGGAAAAGAUAGUGCCCGAAUUAAAACGGAAGUCUGAAGAGGAGGGACGCCGUCGUGACGAGCACGAUGACGAUAGCUCUGAUCACGAUCUAACGCGUAACAAGCGCAAAAUCGACCCAGAAGAUGAACGGAAGAUUAUCCGCGAAGAGACUUACGAAAAGGAACGCCGUGGCAGAGACGGUGCCAAUCGCUCUAGUGUGGGAAGCUACCAACCUGUGAAUGGCCCCGAGUAUCCUAUGCGAGAGGGUCCAAUUGAUCCAUUUCAGUAUCAAGUAGCUGAUGAUGCUUUUCAGACUCCUCCUUACACGACACCGAAACGACCUCUAACGCCGAAUGUGAUAACUGUAGAUCGCGAACCUAAUUUCUCCCCGGAACGACUUAGUCGGAAAGACUCUUAUGAGCGGGAACUUCGUGAUGCACAUGAAAUAUACCAAACUGCUGAGCACGCGACGGCUCCUAUAAGCGGGGUUGCAUUUGCUGCCGCCGCUGCGGCGGUGAUGGCUGAAGAUCGCCGUGGACGUAGUCAUAGCCGAGGUGGCGAUGCUAGCUCUAGGAAUAGAUCGCGACGGGAUGAAUCCCCAAAACGUGAAAAAGAUGCUGUCCAAGAAGAUGCUGACCGUUAUUAUCGGGAAGCAGAACUUGCGCGCAGAAUCAAGGACGCGGAGAUACGGGAUGCCGAGUCUUCGGUUGUAGGUAAAUGGAAGCAGGACCAGCAACCGGUGAUUGUGGAUGUUGUGUCACCCCCAGAAAUGGAUCACGCAAAGAAGAAGAGCGCCUACGAUGCGCCCGAUGCUGAUGUCCGUAUUGAUAAUGUUCUAGAACAUCCUAAUGAGCUUUCUCGUUUUCGAACGCUGGAUAUCAAAGGUCUCACUAGGAUCCCCGUAUUCACGGCGAGAGACCCUUCCGCUGAACGAGAGCGGCCGAUGCUUAAUAUCGUGCGGCCUACGCCUGUUCCCACACCGAUUCCAGAAGGACAGCGACACGCGGAAGAGCCUCUUCCUAAGCUUGUCAGGAAGAUUGAUAUUCCUCCCCCUAAGGUCGUAUCUGACGUAGUUACUGAAUCUCGAAGCGAAGUAGCCCCGGCGCCAUUGAUAGCAAAAUCUGUCAGUUGGGGAGAGAAUCAGACAAAACGCUACGUUGUGGAGAGUCCGGAGAGAGAGGAUGACCCGUAUUCGGGGACUAAGAUUGUGACGCCUGCUAAGCCUCCAAGAAGUCGGGCCGGGAGAAAGAGUUCUUGGGGAUUAGCAUCCAUUGCAGCAGCUCUCGGUGGUGGCGGUAGCAAUAAAAACGCGUCUUCGAGUACAUCGGGGCAGACUGCUGUUGUUGAAGCGACCGAACCUAAAAAAGCUUCAAGGAACGGAGACGAACCCGCAAAUCGUAGAGCUUCGGUCCCAUUCAAGAGCACAUAUGAUAGCCCACCUAUCCCUGGUCCCAAACCCUCCAACCUAAAGGGUGCCCAGAUGCCGGGUUCAUUUGCUGAAGACCCGGUUUUUACAGCAAAUAUAGCCGCCGCUCUCGAAGGCAGUGGAUUUGACCCUAAUAUCGUUAUUAACGAUGCAAGUUUUCAUAAGCGUGAUUCACCGCCUGGGCCGAAUGACUUUAGCGUAUAUCAAGCACCGUUUGUGGAGUCAGUGGCCGACUUGGGAACAGUUGACGGUUCAGGGACUACCACUUCACAGGGUGUCCGGGAACAUGGUUUCGUUAUUGGGGAGGUCGAGACGCCACCUGACGAGAGGGAUAUCUCGACCGAUAAAUCGCGAAUUCUUCCCGAACUCAACAGCGUAGAGCAGCGCAAGCAGGACAAGGCCCUCGAACGAGACAGUGCCGAAAGGCCCCAUGCUAUUGUCGAUGGCAGUGAGGCUAUACGACUUUCGAGAUCCAAUACAGAAGACGACUGGGAUGUGCUAUCGAAUGAGUUUAGCAAAAAGGAGAGAAAGAAACGCGAGAAAGCAGCAAGAGCUCAAACAUUGGAUGAUACAUUAAUUGGCAAUAAGGCCCGAAACGAGCAAAAUCUAGAGGCGGAAUUUUUCGCUGAAGGGGAAGACAGCUCACCUAAGAAAAGGUCAAAGAAGUCGAAAAAGGCUGUCGUUGUCCAAGAGGAUUCGAGACAGCCUGACAUUGUAGAGAGCCCCAAGGUUGUAGCUCUAGUCGAUGGUAUUCGGGAUGUACAAAAUGUCAAUACUGUGCAGAUUGACACGUUAGAUCGUCUAGAUGAGAGCAACAAGAGAUCUAAGCGUGACCUAGAAAUAUAUAACUCGCCUUCAAUACCCACACCGAAGCCCGAUACUUCAAAGAACGGGCCGAGGGGGCCUGGUGGAGCGGAUAUCUUUUUUACUCCUGAUGACGAAUCUGGUAGUUCAAGAAAGGAUAGCUGGAGGGCUAGGCGAGACUCGGGUGGAUCUUUUUCGAGGACAGUCCUGCCAUCGGAACUUUCAACAGCAAGCUCUUACGGGAUAAUCGAUACCGCGGAUAGUAUAAUCGAGACCGAAGAGGAGUGGGAUACACCGAAAAAGAGCAAAAGGAAAUCGAAGCGUGAUAGUGGGGCAUAUGAUUCACCACCCAGGUCUGUACCAAUCUUGGAGGCUGCCCCUGACCUUGUUCAAAAAGUAGACGUUACUUCUCUUCCUAAAAGCGAACAAGGUACUCUAAGAAAGGGUAAAAAGAGUAAGAGUGGCUCUGUUGAUGAUGAAUUUGCGUUUCCGACUGUCCGUGGCCUCGAAGGCUGGGACUCGUUCAACGAGUCAAAGAAUAAGUCUACGCAAGACGCCAGUGCUCACGACUCCCUGCCGCGUGUAGCGCUCCCUGUUGAAGAUCUUUACGAUAGUCCAAAGGAGAUGAUCGAAUCCGCCAGUGAUAUACGUAGUGAAAAGACAGCUGCAGCAGAAGAGGAGUUAGAUACACCGAGGAAAUCGAGGAAAUCGAAGAAGUCUACGCGAAGUUCGAUUCCAUACGAGGAUCGGCCCUCAACACCUCAAUCCGUAGCUCCAUCUGAAGCCUCCGUGGGAAGUUCCAAGAGAUCGAAACGGGAUUCCUAUCCUGAUCCGUUAUCGACGCCAUCAAGGUCAGCUCCGGCCUCUGACGCGGGUACCGAUGAUUCUCGGAAGAAGAGCAAGAAAAAGAGAAACGUUCCCGCCAAUUUACCUGAAAACGAGAAUGAUCUUACUGAAGGAGGACCGUCCGAUAAGGGAAAGGGUCGAUCUAAGAUCUUAGAUUAUGAUGCUGACUCUGUAGUUCCGAACCAAGCUCGUUACGACGAUAGCCAACCGACUAGUAACCAGACAAGGGAUGACAAGGCAGACCAAGCUAAAGCUGUGACCUCCACUCCGAGCAGUGCUGGUAAAAAGGAUCGCAAAGGCUCUACGAGUUUCUUCGGCCGCUUAAAAUCUUCAAUUGGGAUAGUAGAAGAAAAGGAACCUCUACGCAAAUUGGAUGAGGACAAGAAUGAUCCUUUUUUAGGUAAUGCCGGCAUCCUUGGCGCAGGUGUCGGCUCGACGGGCGAUGCUAUCAUGUCCCAAGAGCCUCAGCCAAAUGCCACCAAUGCUCCUUUGGAUGAGGAAUCCCAAACCGUCCCCUUCAUUCCCCAGAGACAAUCAACUUUAUCACGAGAAGCAGAGCUUAUCGACCCCGAGAUUAUCCCGCGGGAAAUUCGGCCUGCCAUAGAUCCUAAGCAUGGUGACCUGUUACCUUUACCUCCAAGUCGCUCUGUGUCUCCUCUUUCUAAGCUUGGCGAUGACUUUCCACCUCUACCGGAUAGCCGUCCCGAGACACCUGAGAAUGAACGACAUUCGCGCGAGGCGCCUACUCAUACUCGUCGUCGUAGCACCCUUGAAACGCCGACUAGGCCAAAAACGCCUAGUCAAAGCGCGAUACCUAUCCAAUUUUUCCGUCCGGGGCAUAGGCAUACACCGAGCAAUGGAAGAUCUUCACCGUCGGUGUCACCAAUAACUGCCACUGUAGAAUUCGGAAGCGAAUCGAAGAAUCGUUCUCGCCCAGCAUCCUGGGAAGCCUCUCGGGACUUCAAACCCUUACUUCUUCUCCAGAGGGCGCUACGGGGAUCGAUCGACUUAUCAAACUCUCCCGAGAGAGAAUCUUCGCCUUCGGGGUCUGAACUUCGUGAGCGAGGCUCGCCUUCAUCAGCCCACCUGAUUCUAGAGUCUCCCGACCGAGACCACCCUUUCCGCGAUAAUAUCUUUUCCGGACCACUGUCAUCGCCAGCUGUGAUAUCUGCAGAAAAACCAGAAAGCUCGCAUGCGGUUGAGAAAGCCCUUCAACUUGAUGAAGACGCCUUCAGGCAACUACCUAGCGAAGCUUCAUUCCACCGAAAUAGUAGAGCAGAUGGUUCCCACUUGUCUCCUCUCCCUGAAGAGUCAGACUUGAAGCUGGCUGAGGAUGAUUCUCAUAGUCCUUUCAGCUCGCCAACUUUCUUAGUAGCCCCUAGCAUUGGAGAUCGAGGUGAUUCCAUCCAAGGCCUUCUCAAAGAUAACUUGGAGGAUAGUGUUGUUUCAACAGAAGCAGCGAUGCCUAUCAUAGGAGAACCAGAAAUUACGAUCACAUCUGAUGACCGUAGCUUAAGUCAGGCCAACGAGGCCGUUGUUUCUACAGGAACACCGCACGAAUUUCUUCCCGUUUCGGACUUCUUUCCUGGAAGUAAAACGCCAGAUUCGAUCGAUACCUUCGAUACUGCUCUGAGCAACGCAGGUGACCAUAGACCUCUAGAAUCUAGUGGUUUCUUGGACAAUGGUCAAGACGACGAUAAGAUACAAGAGAGGGGAUUGAGCGAUAUCGACGAAUUAUUAAUGGGCUCGACUAAUACAAAAGCUACUCCGCUCCAAGAUGAAAUUCUCGGCGGUAUUGCAUACGAGCGAAUUUCGCCUGCUGGACAAGUGGAGUCUGUACCGGCUAUUACCUCUACAAAAGAUGCACUAAAGGCUUUGGAAGAAGACCUAGAUGAUAAUAAAUCGAUCGAAACACUGGCGCCCGAAUCCUCCAUAUCAGAAGUGCACGAGGAGCAACCUUCAAUUGAAGUGCAGGAACCCGACUCUGAUGCCUCGACUAUUUCGCAGAGUACAAGUACUACGCUAAACAAAAGCAAGAAAAAGAAGAACCGCAAGUCUCAAUCUGCGGAGCUUAGUCUAGAAAGCCCACUCAUAACUACGGAUACUCGAAACGUAGAACUAGACGAGCUGCCCUUACAUCGAGCUGGUGAUGCUGUUCCAGUCUACAGCAACCUGAUCCCCACCGAGAAAUUGCCUUUGGUCGAAGAGAAACCGGCCAUUGUUGAAGAACUCGCUUUCGGCCACGAAGAGCCAGCCAUACCUGAGUCCAAGACACCUGAGGUUGAAGUAGACAGUCCUAAGAUUGAGCUACAGGUAGAGCCAGAGCCAGCUCCUAUCCCAUUAGAUAUAGCCGCUGUUGAGAAGCCUACUGCCCCUGAAUCUGAGAUUGCCAUACAUCCGGAAGUAUCUAAUAUUGAGCUGGGAGUUCCUUCAACUAACCCGGAACGUAGUGUUGUCGAGUUAGAGACUACUGCGACUGAACCAGAGAUAUCCUCUACUGAGCCCAUAGCGACUCCUGAACCAGUACUUCCAAGCGGCGAAGCAAGCACGGUGGAAACCAAGCUGAACGCUGGAGAAACUCGUAUCGAAGAGCCAGAGACCUCUACCGUUCAGAAAGACGUCCCUGCUACUGAAGCUGAAUUAACCGGAGUGAAACCAGAAACGCCUAACGCUGAACUAGAACCGGUUGCCAAGUUAGAGCUGACUACAGUCGGAAGCGAGACUCCCACUAUUCAGGCAGAGCCUACCAUAAUUGGAGUAGAGUCAGCCUCUGAACAAGAAUCAGCCCUACCCAAUGCUGAGCUAGAGAAGCCGGAGCAACUUGAGACAACCCUUGAGCUUUCUCCUAGUGCCUCUGAGAAAGAUGAGAAAAAGGAAGAGGAUAUUCAGCGGCCAUUAUUAGAGAAUGAGGAAGCCGAACCUGUCACCUCUGUUGAAGAACCAACCAAAGAAGCCGAGGAGUUAACACAGGAGACCAGCGUAGAGAGUCCCCGUGCACUUCCUGUUGGCCCACAAAUCUCCAGUCAAGAUCAACCAGAAGCUACUUCACCAGAACCGCGUGAUGGCCAAUUGGACUCGCCUGAGGAAAUUCCUACCAUAGAGACGUCCGAGAAUGAGGAGAACAAGACACAAACAACAGUACCUGAGCCAGAGGACCAAGUUGUUGAUGAACAAAUCUCAGCCCAGGAGGAAGAGGGUCAGCCUCUUUCUAAAUCACCGCCUCUUCCAAUAGUGCAAGCCGAGGACCAGCAACCUGAUACUCCUGUGGAAGGCUUCGCAGAAGCACCAGCUAGCUUGAUACAAACUGAACAGCAACCAAAUAUAUUUCCCGAAAAUCAAUCAAUUAGCGAACAGGUGCUCCAAGAAGAGCCUACAAGGCCCAGUGAUGCCAAUUGGGAUAACGAGAAGACGUCACGAGAAACACUUUCUCCAAACCAGCCGAUGGAGCCGAUAUUGAGCAACCCCGCGGUUGAUAGCCACGACGAUUUUCAGUCUACAGUCCCCGUUCUUGGACAAGAUGAGCAGCCGCAAUCGGCAUCGAAAUCAGUUUUAGAAGAGACCCAUUCGCCUGACGAUUCUAUAAAGCUUGCAGUUCCUAUUGUGGACGGAGAACAACACGAUGAGCAACCCACUUUGACUGAAACUAACCUGCAGCGCUCCAUCGAACAGGCAUCAAACGGCUCGACAUUAUUGAAGGACACUAACGUGGAUGAAUCAUCGCCGCAGCUCGAUAUACUUAGCGGUGAAGAUACUAGGGACCAGCAGGGACCUGCGCCAACCGAUCUAACUGAGGUUCCGCUUUCUAAGCCCGACUGGAGCGAGAGCUCAGAAGACAAGCAAGACAAAUCAACCGUACCAUUCCAAGCGGUAGAGGAAGCACCGAGUUUAUUCCCAGAAACCGAUGAGGCCCAACCGCCGAGUCUUCCCAACGAAGUGAUCAAUGAAGAGGCACGGGAAACGACCCGAUUAUUAGAUGAACCCGGCAGCGAGAAGGGGGAAAGCAAGGAAAUGAGCCAAGACGUGUCAGAAGUGGUUGACGCUUCUGCAUUAACUGGUCCCAAUCCGGAACCGGCGCCCCAACCAACACCCUUUGAAGCUGAUGUUAACGAGCUUCAAGUCGUUAGCGAUGUUCCCAAACAGCCGUCCCAAGACCGCGAUAAUGAAUUGGAUGCGUCACUCACGAAGGUGCAGUCUGUACCUCAAUCAAUUGUAGAGGAUGCGCAGAAGCCAGUUGUAGAACAAGCUGAACCAACUGCGGAUAUUGUUUUGUCUGAACCAGAUACCUCUAGCAAGGAAUCCCAAAAUAAGAGCGAGGAAAGCCAAGUGGACACUACCGAUGCAAUUGAUGCACCUGCAUUAAGUGGAGAACUAGAAUCUAAGGAAUCUGAGGAAUCUAACAAAUCUGUGGGGGAGCCCAUGAUUGUGGAGACAAAUAUUGAUAGCAAACCACCCCCCUACUCUCCCGCUCCCGCUCCCGAAGUUGACAAAGUUGACGUGACAGCUGUCACUCAGGUGGAAAAUCAAGCCCCCGAGUCCGAGUCAACCCCUAGCAAAGAAGAGGAAGACGAAGAAAAGCGUGGUCCUAUCCAAGUCGAGACUGUCACUAACAAUAUUCCCCAGGAAACACCGGAAAUUCUGGAUGCGCGGGUUGAUGCGGACAAGGAAGUAACUUCACCUACUCAACUUACCACUGAUAGAAUUAGCGACGACGCCCAAGCAGUUCAAGCAAAAGAAGAUACGGACGGGAAACCUGAAAAUAUCUCUACUGACACUAAGGAAACGUCAGCAUCUGUCAUCUUAUCAGAGAUACCAACCGAGCCAGUUGUCGUUUCCGAGGAUACCGCACAAACCGGAGAGAGUCUUGGUUUAGAUCUAAAUCCACCUAGCAUUGAAAGAUCUGAGAAGGACGAAGAAAAGCCCCAGAGCGCCCAAUUUCCUGGACCACUCGAACAGGGAGCUAUGGAGACUUCGCCGGAACCGGUCGGUGAGACCCCUGCGCCUGGAACAAUCUUCAACCCCGACUGGGCCUCUAUUGACCUACCGCCCCCACCGGAUUACUUACCGGAAUCCGAGGUCCAUUCUCAAGAGGCAUCGGGCAGUUUUGGUGAUGUAUCGAAAGCUCAACAAGAACCAUCUCAGGAUCAGCCAAUAGACCCAUUAGAUCAACUUAUCCAACAUAUUGAGGCUAAGACCAAAUCAAAUACCCUUGACGACUUACGAGAUGGGCCAGACCUAAAGGAUUCCGACGUUGCUGCAGGUACCCAAGAGCAAGCUCCCCAGGAAGAUGCAGAAGUUUCAAUGGAAGCCCAAAACAGUCUACUAGCAGAGGGCGCAUCAAAGGGCGAACGUGACAUCGUUCAACAACCCUCAGGAGAAAUCGUACCAGCGGUGCAGGAAAGUGCAAACGACAAUCUACCUACUGAGGCAGACGCUGCCCAAGAGCCUUCUACCCGGGAUGAAUCCCAAACCAUACCAGUCCUGCCAGCUCAAGAUACUCUCCCCACUGAACCCACCCCUACAGCAGUCCUCGAGCCACAGGAUAAUAUUGAACAGUCUUCAGAAAGUAUGACAAAUGACAGCGUUUUAGCAAUCUCUCAAGUCGGCGAGCCAACUCGAGCUAUGCCUACUUGUUCCGAAGAUGAUCUGUCGAAUCCUCUUACAGAGCAUACUACCCUCAGCGAUUCACAGGCUGAGUCUAACCUGUUAGCCGAGGAUAAGACCCAAAGCACUAUGGAAAUAUUGCCAACGAUUGCGGAAGAGGGUGAGAGCGAAGAUCAAGACGCGCUCGAUUCUACAAUAGGAGCAGUGGCGCCAAUAACCGAGCCAAGCACAGAGGUCCCUUCCUCAGACCUUAUCGAAAUGCCAUCCACUAUAUCGCAAGACCAGACUAAUCUAGGUGAAGCCGCGUCAGAAACUCCGGUGAUAUCUGAACCAGUGGAGUCGGUGUCUCAGCCGCAUCAAGAUGACCCGCAGAGCCCUAUAAAUAAGGAUAAAGGAAAGGAGAAGGAAAUUAGCCAAGUACAGGAACGAGAACCCGAGUCGUCCCCCUUACCAAUAGAACCUCCGACCGAACAGACGCAAUCCCCUACUCCCGAGAGCAGUCAACCGCAAGAUGUGAUGCCUUUGGACUCACCCUUGGUUCAAGAGAUUAAGACGGAGCCACACCUGACUGAGCAAGACCCGCCUGACCUAUCCGAUUUACCUACCCCCGGAACGAGCAAGACUGCGACCAGCACAUUGGAUAUCUCUCCUUCUCCAACGAAAGAGGCUGAGCCGCGAGCAUCAGAUGUUACGGGUACAACCGUCCAUUCUCAAGAUUCUGAGCAGGAACCAGGAGUUCAUACAGACAAGGCAGGUGACGAUAUGUUGAUAAUCAGGCCUGAGAUCGCCCCAAGUGGAGAAGUUACAAAUGUCCAGGACCAGGAGAAAACUCGACAAACCAAUGAUCUAACUGAAAACGCUAUGCUAGAGGAAGAACCCGUGGCUGAGCCUGUACGCGACGACGAAAGCCUGGAAAACGUGGUCACGCCCAGGCCAAAGAAAAGCAAAAAAGGGAAAAAGCGAGGAAGCCAGCCAAUCUUAGACGAUGCGGCAUCUAUACCAAGCCAAGAGACUACCGAAUCCGCCCCAAGCAUGCCAGCAGCCGUCGACGAAACAAUAAAUCCUACGAAGAGCACUAUGCCUAUAAUUAGCGAAGAGCUUUAUCUCACGCCCUCGGACAGAGUGGACGAGCUUACCGAAACCGCAACUACGAUAGUCCAACAAGAUGAUUCCAGAUCCCCCACAAACAGUCAAUCUCCCGAAGCCAAUGUUAAGGAAAUUGCAGAGCAAGAAUCUAAGAGCUCCGAGAGCGUCUCUAUCGAAGAUAAGGAAGGUGAAGAAAAUAAACAACUAACCCUUCUAGAUGACAACCUAUCCGAGCAAAUUCCAGAGCAGGCAGCUAAGGAAAGUCCAGUGGUGCUUUUCACAGACGAACAAAGCGAAAUUCAAGCCUCAGCUUCUACAGAAACCUCGAAGGAAGAAAAGUUGGAUGAACCUGUCUCUCCUCGAAAGAAUAAGAAAGGAAAGAAAGCUAAGGGGGGCAAUUCUCACGACGAGAAUGUCUCUGCCCCCCAAGUCGAACCUAGUCAAGUAUCUAUGGGCGCAAUAGACAAUCAUGAGGAGACGGAUAUUGGCAGAUCUACCCCCCAGCAAAGCCCCGAAGGUGCAGACAUUAUUGAUCUUGGCUCUGCUGAAAGUAAAGACAUAGAAAUCAAGGAUGUUGGUCGUUCAGAUGAUGUACAGUCACAAGAACAAAAUCAAGCAGAAUUUGAGUCUGCAACUCAACUAGGCAUAAGUGAAAUUGCAGAGACUGAAAACUUAACACUCGAGAGCUUAAAGGACGAAAAGGUUGAGGAGGCGGCUCCUACUAAGAAAGGCAAAAAGAAUAAGAAAAAGAAACGCGCAAGUCUACGGAAAGAUGAGACAAUUUCACAACAAGAGUCAGCUCAACUCACUAGCGAUCUAGCGACUGGUACAUCCGCAAUCGAGCAGGUCAAUACAGAGAAGCUCUCUGUUUCAGAAAAUCCUGCAGAGCAAGGCGCUGCAGAUCUAACACCUGGCCAAAAAGACGAUGGAGAGAAGAAGCCAUGCACCCAGGAACCCGAACUUGAGGCCGAGGUGCUGCCCGAACCGGAGCCGGAUUCCAUCCUCCAGCAACCAGAGUCGCCUAUGGAAGUCAGAUCUACCAAUAUAUCUCCUGAUGUACCUCCCAUGAGCAUUGAAGAUACAAUUCCCAUUGAAGAGAAUUACUUGUCUAGCUUGCCCGAAGUACCGGCCGAGUUCACCAGUAUCGAGGAGGCUCCGGUUGUAAAUACAGAGGAUAAUAAACCUUCUGCCGAGGAGAACAUACUCACAGUAGUGCCGCCCCAGAUUGUCGAGGAGCAGGUUGAAAGGGAUACGUUACUAGAGCCUGAUAUUCCUCUAUCGGAUCAAACCCCUCCUGAAAAUAUUGCCACUAUUCCUACGUCCGAGGAUCUCAACCCCGAGGAUACCGCUCAGUCAGUGGUCGUCCAGUCAGAGAUCGUUAGCCAGACACCAGAGGAGCAGACCAAUGUUGUUUCCUCAAUUCCCCCGCGAGAGGAGCCGCUACCCCAGGGACUAGUCCAGUCAGACGAAAAGCACGAGGAAACCGUAGAUCCUAUCGCAUCCGAGACCCCGGCUGAAGUAGUACAGCUUGAUGAGUUCUCCAGGUCAGGAGAAGAUUUGCAACCAGCAGAAUCUACCCAGCUAGAGGCCGCAGUAUCAGGAGAGCCCAUGCAAACCCAGGAUCUGCCAACACAGGAGCCUGCGCAAUUAGAGGAGCCAAUAGCUACGGAGGAACCGUUGAAUCAGGAACUACCCAAGCCAGAAGAGCUCACUCAACCAGGCGAAUCUGAGCAAUUAGUCUCUGUGCCACAAGAUCUUUUGGAGGUAGAAGCACCUGCACAGGAAAAUUCAGUACAGCCAGAGGAGUCUACACAACGUUCGGGACUGGAGUUGCUAGCUCAAGCAGAAGAACCUACACAGCUAGAAAGUUCUGAAACCCCUAUUCAGGAGCUCCCCGCCACCUUGGAUGAAACUGAAUCCAUGCUGACAAAGAAGUCUAAGAAAAGCAAGGGAAAGAAGAGUGUUAAUCAAGCCGAACCAGAACCCGCAUCAGAAAGCACGCAGCUAGCUGAAACUCAGACUCAAAAAGAGUUACCAAAACGGUCUAGAGAGCAACAUGUGGACCAACGUGCUGAGCAACGGGCGAGCUGGGGUUUCUUUGGAGGGCUUACUGACUCAUUCAAGAGUCUCCUGAGUAUACAAGAACCUAUGACGACCUCGAAAGACAACAAAAAUACAGAGGACCUCCCCGAAAUGCCUACAAAAUCAGAGUCUAAGCCAGAGGAGAAGGAAGCCAGCCAGCUUGAAACGGAGCCUACACUAAAAACCGUGCCCUCAUCAGAACCAAUAGAGCAAUCCCAGCACCUCGAUAGUCAGUUAAUCGUUGAUGAUACGUCCACAAUCACCACAGAUGCUGUACCCGAAGAUGUCUUACCUGAGGUGGCUACAAGUAAAAAACCCAAGAAAAAGAAGAAGAAAGCAAGCCAAGUUAGCCAGGAGCCCGAGUCUAGCGCUACGGCCCCUCCAGAGUCCCAAGCACAACCAAUUUUACCCGAGGGGUCUCCCAUACAAGAGAGCCAGGAACAACUUGAUACUCCGCCUAAGGUAGAACAUACAACAGCCCCGAGGGGGGAGGAGAAGUCCAGAGAAGAUCCCUCUCAAUCUUCUGGUAGCAAAAUGUCCAAGAAGGAAAGGCGAAAGAUGAAAAAAUUAGCUGCUUUAGCCGCCGAACUGUUUCAGCCCGAACCUGACUUGAAGGCCAAGGACGAACCAGUAGUGCCUAAAACAGUAUCAGGCCCCUCAGAACCACCCACGGAGUUAGUAAAUUCAAAUUCGGAAGUGCAAAAUGCCCCUAUUACGACCACUACAUCGACGAGCGUUCAGGAAGAGAGCUUACAGUCGCCAACAGUAGAGGCUGAAUCCUCGACUCAACCUAUCCAAGGACACGUCGGAGAUCUUGCCGAAAAAAUUGGUGAAGAAAUAGGCGAGACCUCACGCGACGUACAAGAAUCAAAGAAAGCUUUGGCCGACAUCCCUGUCGAAGAUCUUGAGAAAGAAAAAGAGGCUCUGAUACUCAAUACUCUUGAACCAGGCACUGAAAUCCCAAAUUCCGACCCGCAGUCGCAAAGUUUGCCAGAUGUCGAAAAGCAAGAUGAGACGGCAGUUAUCACAGAACCUUUAAUAAGUGAAGAACAAUUGCCUACAGAGUCAAAUGAUAUUUCGGAGCUCGUCAAGACACCUAAGAUAAGCGCUACCGAGCAACAAGAAUUGCCUAUCAAUGAACAACUCGAUACCGACCCUUCUACGCCGAAGGAACCAGAACCUCAGCCUUCCCCUGUUAGCCGCAAGAAGUCAAAAAAGGACAAGAAAAAGAAAAGAAUGAAUGCCCAAACCGGAUUAGAAAUAGGCUCGGGAACCCAGACGCCUGUAAGCCAGGAACCGAAUACAAGUCAUAAUUCGAGCGACGUCAUCGCAGGGGAGCCCACGGCUCAGGGACCGGAAAGGACAAUGGUAAAUGAGGGUGAGUGGCCAGAAUUCCCAAAUAACCCCCCACAAGACGAGACACGCCGCAAAGCGUCGGGCACUUCUACUCCUCUAGAGUCCAUAGAAGAUGCACUGGCAAACGCUUCUCCGGAUACAGUAGCAAAAGAGAACGCCCCGAGAAGACUGACUCCAGAAAAUAUCUCAGAAGUCGAAGGGCAAGGUUCUAAAGCAAAGGACGUCGAAGAAGGAAUCCCCCCCAAGCCGAAAGACCAAGAUCAAAAUGCUGAAAACAUCAAUAUCAGUCACCCUGACGAGAACAGCGUAGAAGUUCCGGGAAUUACUCAACCGCCGUCGCCCGUAUCGGAGCGCCAUCCUGGCAAAGGGCCUCUUAGCGAAACCAGACAAGACAUUUUGGACCACGUCGAGUUACCGGAGCCUGUCACCCCUCCUCGGACUCCGUCAACGGUUGCCGCACACCCGGUCAAUGUUGAUCUUUCGCCAGCCCAGCUAAGUAGCCAUAUAGAACAUGAGCGUCCAUUCGAUCAGUCACCGCAGCCAGGCAAGAGGAUUAGAACCUAUUUGUCCAGCGGCGACCCUACGAUAUCUGAACUCUCUCCGACUCAACUCAAAUUUCCUCGAAAUACCGAGAGCUCAAGCUACGAUGCCCGCGGGCUGUUACCACCCGCAGGAUCAUACAUCGCAGAAACCAGUGAUAACAACGUCGUUUCACAUGACAUCACUCCUGCCCGAGAGAUUGCAGUCUCAUAUUUUGAAUCUCAGUUAAUUACAAAGGCUAAAAACUCUCAUAACGUCGAAGAGAAUAGUGGUGUCAAGAAAAUUAGCACUUCUGGUUUACUCCCGGUGCUCACGCCACAACGAGAGAUUGCCGCUUCAUAUUUUGAAAGGCAACCUUCAAAUGAGAUUCAACCUCGCGACGACACGCCAGAAGACACCACUGGAGAACAUGUAUUCAAUGCACCACAGGUAGCAAUGGGCGAGAAUAUGUCUACUUCACCUGCAGAGUCGCAGUUAAGUCAAUUAGAUCCCAGGCAUGUAGAAAAAGAAUCUCUUUCAGCUCAACCUGAGGCUCGGCAGCCAAGCCCUAUUCAAGAUACGACCACGCCAGCACGUAAGAUUGCAGCUAUCCUUAUGGAAUCCCACUUUCAUUCAUCUAAAAAUGCGAAGAUGCAUAAGGAUACAGACUCUCCAGUUCCGGAAAUUACUCCUGCAGCGCCCUCGACUGGAGAGGCUGCACAUUUAACUGAGAAGUAUGCCAACAUGAAAACGCCAAACACACAAGAUAUACUUGAUAACCGUGUAGUUUCAGAAAUCUCUGAGCCCAAGGCACUGGAGGAUAGGCACCCAGAGGUUAAUUUUCGGCCUGAAAGUCCAGGUGGCCGUAAUUUUCGGUCAGGCUCCAACACCCCACCCCUGGCUCUUCGACGCACGGGUAAACGAAUGAGCGGUGACCUGAGAUCUUUGAGUUCCAACCUCUCCAAUAAUAACAAUGCCUCGAGAGAAAAUCUCCACCAAACCCAACAACUUCAGCAAACCACGAUACCUGUGGCUAAUGAGGGCCGUGUUCGAGCCAAGGACAUGACGGACGUAUAUGAUGGCUAUGGCGAGGGCCGCAUUGGAUCCCCACGAUCUCCAACCCGACCACAGAGCAUGCGUCGUCGACAAAGCAUACAGGUUCUAGAACUCGAAUCAAGAGUCGAGCAAUUAGUGGCUGAAAAUCGCGCGCUUGCCGAUGAAAAGGCCCACGUCGAACAAAACAUAACCCAUCGAACAGCAUCUGCCGUUACCGAACGCGAUGCCGAAAUCGAAAGUCUUAAGGCCUCACUCGAAUGGUUGCACAAAGAAGUCAAUCGAUUAACUGAGGUUAAUGAAGGUCUUCACAGCGCCAAUAACGUCCUCGCCCAUCAGCAUAAUGAGAAAUACAAACGCCUCGAAUCCCAGCACGCGUCGGCAGCCAAAGAACUCGAACGCUCCCACCUAGCUCAAGAUAAUUACGAUAGGACAAUACAAGAAAAAGACAGCGAGAUCCAAGAGCUACGUGCUCAACUCGAGGUUACCAAAGAGCAGGUCAGGGAAAUGCAACGACAAAUACUUGCCCAUAAACCUCCCGAUGCAGACUUCCUUCGUCUUAAAGAUGAAGAUCACUUUGAUCAUCGUUGCCAACAAUUGUGCCAACAUGUACAGCAAUGGGUCCUUCGCUUCUCCAAAUUUUCCGACAUGCGUGCUUGUCGAUUGACGAACGAAAUCAACGACGAAAAGAUUAUCGACCGAUUAGACAACGCAGUCUUAGACGGUUCCGACGUUGAUCAAUACCUCAGCGACCGGGUAAGGCGUCGCGACAUAUUCAUGUCCAUGACUAUGAAUAUGAUUUGGGAGUUUGUCUUCACUCGUUACUUGUUCGGCAUGGACCGGGAACACCGGCAGAAGCUCAAGUCUCUAGAGAAGCUUCUAUUAGAAGUUGGACCGCCGCAUGCUGUCCGCCAGUGGCGCGCCGUAACAUUGACGCUACUGUCUAAGAGGCCAGCGUUUGGUGAUCAGCGCAACCAGGACACCGAGGCCGUUGUACAGGCCGUCUUUCAAACCCUAUGCAUGAUCCUCCCGCCUCCGUCUAACCUGGAGGCACAAAUACAAUCCCAGCUCCGCCGUGUCAUGCGCGAAGCUGUCGACCUUUCAAUCGAGAUGCGUACUCAGCGGGCUGAAUAUAUGAUGCUACCGCCAUUACAACCCGAAUACGACGCCAACGGCGACCUAGCACGCACUGUCGCUUUCAACGCAGCGCUCAUGAAUGAACGAUCAGGAGACUCAAUCCCUAAUGAUCAAUAUGAAGUCCAGCGUGCCAUCGUCCGCACGGUGCUCUUCCCACUCGUAGUUAAAAAGGGCGACGAUAACGGCGUUGGGGAUGAGGAGGUCGUCAUCUGCCCUGCACAGGUGCUCGUCGCCAAGCCCCCACGUCACGCCACCAUCCGCAUAGUCACACCCACAUCCGACACAGGCGGCCCGCUAUCGCGAGGCGCCACUCCCUCCGCAGCUGCUCCUAGCACCGUCAGUCUUCAGAUGCAAGACGCCCCCCUCCCUAUGCCAACUCCCCCGCAAGAGGCCGAGUACCUAGAAGGCGGCAUCUAG